This is a messenger RNA of Olea europaea var. sylvestris, 3826 nucleotides long. RefSeq lists its product as uncharacterized. The transcript has 9 exons. Lineage: Eukaryota; Viridiplantae; Streptophyta; Magnoliopsida; Lamiales; Oleaceae. Bases 312 to 2843 code for a protein of 843 amino acids. The record is from RefSeq and is a predicted model, not a curated record.
UGCGCGUGUUAGGCGGUUAAAGAAGGACUAGAGUUCCAAAGAAGGAACCCAACAACCCAAAUUAUACCUGCUAUUUUUUUCUUCAUUUCUGAAUUUUUUCUUGUAAAGAUGAAAGCCAACAGAGACAAGCACACCCACAUAUACAUACGUGUGUAUUUGUAAGUAGCAGAUUGUUAAAGUUGCAAUAAUUCACAAAAAACCCCCAAAUUUUAAACCCCUCUUUUAUGUUUCUAACAUCAAGAAACCACCUGUAGUGUAGAAAAUAGUGAAAACCAUACACGGGUCUUCUAAUUCUUUUGCUUGAUUUUUACAUGGAAGAACAACAAAUAAGUAAAAAACUGAGUAUGGGUGUUUUUGAGACCGUGGAUCAAAAUGCCGGCGAUUUCGCGGGGGAAGCCGGCAUGAAUUUUGGUUAUGGUUUGUGGCAGAGCCCACCUCCUGAUCCGGAGGCAAUAAAUGCGGAGUGUUGGGCCGCGGCAGAGCAAGCUGCUUGGCAAGUGGUGAAUUAUAUGCACCCAACACUCGAUUCCGAGAAGAAGCGAAAAGGAGUCGUCGAUUACGUUCGUAGACUCUUCAAACAUGGCCUUGAUUGUAAGGUGUUCCCCUAUGGGUCAGUGCCACUCAAGACGUACUUACCUGAUGGAGAUAUUGACUUGACCAUCAUUAGAAGCCCUAACAUUAAGGGAUCUUUGGCCCAUGAAAUUCUUGCUGUUCUAAAGGGGGAAGAGCAAAAUGAAAAUGCAGAGUAUGAAGUUAAGGAUACCCUAUUGAUUGAUGCUGAGGUUAAAAUUGUGAAAUGCCUUGUAGGGGGUAUGGUGAUAGAUAUAUCCUUCAACCAGUUAGGUGGACUUCAUGCACUUUGUUUUCUUGAACAGGUCGAUUGCCUCGUUGGGAAAAAUCAUCUCUUCAAACGUAGCAUUAUUCUGGUAAAAGCUUGGUGUUACUAUGAGAGCCGUAUUCUUGGAGCACACCAUGGUUUAAUUUCUACAUAUGCAUUGGAAACUCUUGUCCUCUAUAUAUUUCAUAGGUUCCAUUCAUCCUUAAGUAGCCCUUUAGAGGUACUCUAUAGAUUUUUGAAAUAUUUUGGCCAAUUUGAUUGGGGGACUUAUUGCAUCAGUUUGCAAGGGCCUGUUUGUAUAUCAUCACUUCCUGAUAUAGUGGUUGAGAUGCCUGAAAACAGACUGAAGAAUCUUAUGCUAAGUGAAGAAUUUUUGAAAAAUUGUAAAGAAUUGUUUUCAAUUUCAUCUCAGAGCCUUGAGACAAAACCGAAAGCAUUUCAGAGAAAGCAUCUUAAUAUAAUUGACCCACUGAAGGAAAACAAUAACCUUGGGCGCAGUGUGAACAAAGGUAACUUCUAUCGAAUACGUAGUGCUUUGAAAUAUGGGGCUCAGAAGCUUGGUCAAGUUCUUUUGCAACCAAGAGAUAAAGUUGCUGAUGAGGUCAGUGGAUUCUUUGGAAAUACUCUUGCAAGGCAUUUGGCCCUAACAUUCAGUGUUAUAAAGGUUUUGGAGGCAUCUCGUAGUAUAAACGCCAAUACUGUAGAAAUUUUUUACCGUGCUUUAAGGGAAAUGGGCCUGACUGGUAUUGGAGGAGACUCUGAAGCUUUAAAUCCUCUGGUAGACCUCACUGGGGAUUAUGACAGUCAUAUUAGGUGUUUGCAGUAUGCUCAGCUAUGUCAGAGGUUGGCUUUAUCUACACCUGCAUUGUCCGAUCCUCCCUCAUUGCCCUCUUCUAUUCAAAAUGAGAUUCCAGGGGAUACUGUUAGUCAAUCAAUGCCACAUGGGCAGAAUCAAUUUUUGCGUGUGAACUUAAAUUCCUUGAUUGUGGAUCCACCUAUGCACCCUGCUCCUGAUUCAGCCUUACCUGCUUUGGCUUUUGGUUCUGAAGGAAUGAUGCAAUAUGCUCAGCGACGUGGGGGGUUUGCUUCAUCUACACCUUCAUUGUUGGCUCCUCCCCAAUCGCCUUCUUGGAUUCAAAUUAAAAAGCCACAGAAUACUGUUAGUAGAUCACUGCCACAUGGGCAGAAUCAAUUUUCGCACGUGAACUCAAAUGCCAUGUCUGUGGAACCACCUAUGCACCCUGCCGCUGAUUCAGCCUUGCUUGCUUUUGCUUCUGAAGGUACAAUUCAAUAUGCUCAGCGAUGUCAAGGGUUUGCUUCAUCUACACCUGCAUUGUCCGUUCCUCCCCCAUCGCCUUCUCGGAGUCAAAACAAGAGGCCACAGGAUAGUGCAUUGUUUGUUCCUCCCCCACCGCCUACUCAGAUUCAAAACACAAAGCCACAGGGUACUUCAUUGUCCGUUUCUCCCCCAAUGCCUUCUCGGAAUCAAAACAAAAAGCCACAGAAUACUGUUAGUCAAUCAAUACCUCAAGGGCAAAAUAACUUUUCACAGGUGAACUUAAACCCCGAGUUUGUGGAACCACCUUUGCGCCCUGCUGCUGUUUCGGCCUUUCCUUCCGCUGCUUUUGGUUCUAAAGGGAUGAUGCAAAGUGCCCAAAGAAACACUUGUUUCCCAGAUACUGAAAAAAUUGAUGUCUUGCGGAGUCAUAGGAAUGAGUCAGCUCUGACUUCUCACAGAUCAAAUUCUUCUACAAACACUAACCGUGAAGUCAGGCAUGCACGAAGCAAAAUUCGAGGAAGGAGAUCAGACGCACCCUCCCAACCUCCUUUUUCUUUCAAAGAUGAUAAUCAUGCCAGUGAUUCCUCAAGUUCUUCACAUAGAAUUGAAUUUGGAACAAUCGGAGAUCUGGCGGAAGACUUGAUAUCAGACCCUUCUCUCUCUUGGGGAUUCUCUAAGGAAGCACAGGGUUCAAAAGCAGUGCCCAAAAAGGAAAGGAUCAAAUGACGCUUUCACAAUUGCAACGCUCUCGGUGUAUGAUUCCUUCUUCUGCUGCUGUGCCUUUAAACGUCUGCUCAUUGAUACACUCUUUCGGUUCCCUUGGAUUUUCUUGCUUGCUAGUCUUGGCGAAUUGCCACGGAUCCUCACUCCUGGUGAACGCGACGUAGAUUUUCGGCCUGUGGGAGUUUGUUUAUGAUUACAUUGAGUUUCGGUUUCAGAGGAGAAUGAAGAAUCCCUGAUCUGGGAAGGAUUUUGUUCUGGAAAUGUCUGCAUGGUGUUGAAUUUAGUGGGUUUUGUGAGAAUUGGGGAAAGUUUUGGCUCUGAUAUCAUGUUGAAGAAUUCGUUCUUUUCUUCAAUUUCAAAUGCACGCAGCUUUUCAUCCAUGUCCAUGAUGAUAUCAGAACCCGAAGAAUUUAAAGUACAACUGCAGGAACUCGACAACGAUGCAAGUCCAUUUACCGAUGGAGGAGCAUCUAGGGUGUCAGAGUCAAAUUCAGAUGUGGGAGAUUUAAGGAAAUCCAUGUCAGUAGAACUGACAGUAGAGCACUCAAAAUAGUCCUGAAACUGUUCGACCUUUUGCCUGAAUGAGUUCUCUGACUCUUGAUAGUUGCAAACAGAAGGGCUAAUUUGUCUUGUAGAAGGCUUGUACACAGUCUUUCGCUUUGUUCUUUUCUUUGAUGAUUUCCUUGGUGGAUCUGAGGCUUUCGGAUUCUUGGGUGAAGAAUAGAGUUUUUCGACUCUGAUGGAUUCUGUGGUGUAGUAGUAGGAUUUUCUUGGCUGUAAAAAGUGUGGCUUUUGGUCUGUUUUGGUUGGUGAAGGCAUCUUUUUGUUGACUGUGUUAUGGUUUCUGGUUUUGCUCAUGUCUUUGAGCUUGUAAAACCAGGCAUUUGGCAUCAUAUCUGAUAAUCUGAACCUGUAAUUUCCCAUUGAAGAUUAUCUCUCUCUUAUCUCACACACUGACAGUCAGAUACUUUGGCUUUUUUGUUCUA